Messenger RNA from Chondrus crispus (carragheen), 1398 nucleotides. RefSeq lists its product as hypothetical. The record is from RefSeq and is a predicted model, not a curated record. NCBI's taxonomy places the organism in Eukaryota, Rhodophyta, Florideophyceae, Gigartinales, Gigartinaceae. Gene Ontology annotation, biological process: methylation. Gene Ontology annotation, molecular function: S-adenosylmethionine-dependent methyltransferase activity. The transcript has 2 exons. The coding region runs from base 1 to 1284 and encodes 427 amino acids.
AUGGCAGCAGACAUGCAGAUGCAGAUCGCAUUUGUUCCGACGACCACAAGCACUUUCUUGACGUCGUUUGGUAUCCACAAGACGCUUCAACCAACGAGCGUCUUCAAAUGCGAGCAGCCCAGCGUCAACGUCGUGCGAAUGAGCGCCGGAUCGCGCAGCGUGCGACCUGCAGCCAAUGUGGCCCGAUCCUAUGUCACGAGGGACAGGACGGGCAUUCCAGUAGUCAACAUUGACGGGUUUUCGCGCCCUCCCCCGCCAUACUGGCUCUUUGCUCUAAUAGCAGCGGCCAUCGGAUGGCUUUUACGGCGCCUCGUCAUAGCCCGUCAUCUAGCCCGCGUCUACAAACGCGUCGAUCUGAGCCGGGACAUUGCUGAAUUUUACGACGCUCGCUCGGCGGCAUGGGAACGAGUGUGGGGCGAGCACAUGCACCACGGCAUCUAUGACAAAGUGGACGGCAAGACGUUGAAAGGACGGGAGGCUCAAGUCCGCACCAUGUCCGAGCUGCUGCGCUUUGGCGGCCUGCUUAACGAGAAGCUACCGCCGGGAGCAAGGGUACUCGACGUCGGCUGCGGCAUUGGAGGCGCGUCGCGAUAUCUCGCAGAGCAUUUCGGAGAGGGCUGUCGGGUGACGGGGAUCACGUUAAGCCCGUAUCAGGCGAAGCGUGCGACUGAGCUUAAUGAGGAACGCGGGCUGGGAGGGAGGGUGACCAACGAGGUGAGGAACGCGCUGAAGACAGGGUUCCCGGACGAUCACUUUGAUGUGGUUUGGAGCUUGGAGAGCGGCGAGCACAUGGAGAACAAGCAGCAGUUCCUGCAGGAAUGCGCGCGAGUGCUCAAGCCAGGGGGAAAGAUGGUCAUGCUGGCGUGGUGCAUCCGCGAGACGAGCCCUCCACUGCGCAUGGCAGAGCGGUUUUCCAUUCGCAGGAUCAUGGAGGAAUAUUGCCUACCGCGGGUAGCACCGCCAAGCGAGUACGAUACUGAGAUGGUGCGGGCGGGGCUUCGCGCCGUCGAUUUGAAUGACUGGACGAAACGAGCGGCGCCGUUUUGGGGAGAAGUUGUCCGCAGCGCAUUGUUCCGACGCUCCGGGUGGGAGGUAUUGCUCAAGUACAAGUGGCCGCUGAUCCGGUCGGCGCUCGCCAUGCGGCACGUGAUUAGAGGGAUUAAGCAAGGCGUGUUCCGCAUUGUCGCAUUUUCAGCGCACAAGCCAACGGAUAGGGAAGCUCGAGAAGAAAGGGAACGGACGGUGGCAUGCUGUAGCAAAAGUUCUUUACCCCGAACGAGAUAAGCGAAAGAGUAAAUCACAAAAACAAACGUGUGCCUAUCGAUCGACUGCAUACAUCAUCGGCGAGAGGGCGACUCACUCUCGCUCUCAGUCGCUCGCACACACUCUCUAUGUCGA